AAAUAUUUAAAUUCUAAAGGGAAGUUUUUUUAAAAGAUAAUAAUAAAAGCAGAAGGAGGCGACUGAAGAGGAUGCAUCUACUCAUGAUAUGUGGUCAAAGCUAUCUCACUCUUUAGAUUUUAUGGCCCACGUCCAUGCUUCAUAUUGCCUACGUCCCAUUUUUUUCUUUUACAGUUUGCUUGUAAGGUUGUUAUAAAAAGUUUUUACUGCAAAACAAAAUAACUAUUUACAGUUUUGCGGGGGCUAAAAUAUGCUAUAUAAAGUUCUGAUAAUAAGAAUUAUAUUUUCAGGAACGAAACUGAAAUUAAAAAAGAGAAAAGGAUUAUUAAUCUAUUUUUUGCUAAUUUAAUCUAUUCUAAAUUAAUAAAGAGAAAAAGAUUAUUAAUCUAUUUUUUUGCUAAUUUAAUCUAUUUUCUUAGAAUGUAUAUAUAUAUAUAUGUAUAUAUAUUAAGUAUUACUAUGAUGUUGUAACAGUUUUCCUAUUAUACGUGUCUGCCUCAAGAUAUUUGAAAAUUUAUAAUUUGAACUUUGUCAAACGAAAACAUUACCAUUAUCGGAUAUAUGAUAAAAUUUCUACUGAUUUGUAAUAGAAUUAUAGAAAACAGCUUUUGUAUUUUCGCUAAAAAAAUGUCCAACACGUAUUUUAUUAAAAUUCAAAGUGUUUUAUAUUACUAACUUUUUCUUUAUCAAAAAAUUAAUUCUUUAUAAAAAGAUUUAAUUGUUUUCAUUUUUUAUUAGUUAACGAUGUUUUUUUUGUUUUUUUUCUACUACUUCGCGACAACAGAAAGCCGGUUGACCGUCCGGUCUUCAGUAAUUUGGGAUUGACUUUUAGUAGAUUGUUUUUGCCUUUCGCCUCGUUCGAACUUGCUGAUUUUUUUUUUUUUUUUUAAUUUUGACAUUUUAAUUAAUAUACAGAACAACUGAGUUUUCCCGAUAAGCGGCACUACUUUAUAUAUAAUUAAAAUGUUAUUCUAAAAUUCCACUAAUAAAAAGCUAGAGACAUCAAAUUUAUAAAUGAUUUGCAUUUCACUUUAACAUUUGACUUUAUUUUUAUUAUUAUUUAAGGUUAUAAACUUGUACUAGUAUUCAUCAAAGUUAAAGGGUUUUCAAUCCGAUACCCUAUGCACACAAAACUCAUUGCAUUUGACUAACACAAAUACUUACUUUCAUAAACUAAUCAUGCAGAUUUUAAUUAAUAAAAAUUAGUUGAAAAUAUUACUACACGUUUGAAAUAAUUUUAACCAUAGUAAUGCUAUCUCUUCGGCCAUUUUGAAGGAUUGGUAGACCAUGGUUCAUGUAAGAGUUUUGGUGGGGAGGGGGGAGGGAGUUCAUGUGAGUACUAAAUUUUUAUAGACUUUAAAACACACUUAUCUAUUUUUAAAAAUUAAAACAUAUUUAUUCAUAAUAAGUAGAGAUGGCAAUUCAGGGGCUUGCCCGCGGGCCUGGCCCGGAAAUGCCCAUUGCGGGGCGGGAUUGGGUAAAGAUAUUAUGGCCCGUUUAGUUGCGGGUCUUGCGGGACAGGACCGCGAUGGUACUGGGCCGAAGCGGGACGGGCCAAAGCGGGAUGCGGGGAAACAUUGAGGCCCGCUACAGUUUUCUCGUUUGUCUCUUUGGUGAUUUACCGAUAAUAGAGCUAAACGGUGAACAGGUGAUGACGAUAGUGAUUCUUGCUCUCUGUGUUUCUUCUUCUUCGAUCGAGUGAUCGACGACGACAAAGCAUCUUCUUCUUCUCCUCUGUACAGUAGAUCGACUUGCAUGUCCAGAGUUAUUUAGCUCGUGCUUCUCUGUUUACACGAUUUUAGAUUUCUGUUCGUCCUUUCAAAGGUAAGUAAUCUUCUUCAUAAGUAUUUAGCUCGUCCCUUCAUAACGAAGGUAAGUAAUCUUCUUCCUUGUUCUGUCUCUAUCCCUGUGAAUGUGUUCUGUGAAUCUUCUUAGUUAGAUUAUGUCUCUCUGCGAAAGUAUUUUUUCCUAACAGUGUAAUGAUAUAUAUAUAUAUAUAUAUAUAUAUAUAUAUAUAUAUAUAUAUAUAUAUAUAUAUUGUGUUGUUAUGUUUUGUUUAUGUAUUAGAUGGCUUGGUUGUAUAAGCGUUGUUCUCUUUUUGUUCUGCUUACUCUCGGUUGCUAGUUAUUAAUUAAAAAAUUCAACACAACUUUACUCUUGGUUGUUUCUGUAUUGUUCUGUUUUUGUUUCGGUAUUGAUAUAUAUAUAUAUAUAUAUAUAUAUAUAUAUAUAUAUAUAUAUAUAUUGUGUCGUUCUUCUUUUGUUUCUGUAUUAGAUGGCUUUGUUGUUUUUUAAGUAUUGUUCUGUUUUUGAUUCUUGUUGAUAACACGGUUCAAGCACUCUUGUUAUCUUGUUUGAUAACACAUUGGUCUUCUUUUUUAUUAAAUAUCGCUUACACUUGUUUUGUUUUUCACGCAUGAUCAUGAAUUCAUGAGUCGAUACUUGUUUGAUGGAGUGAUGUUGGACAAGGAGAGGAGAGACUGAUAUUAUUCCCUUCUGCCUUCGGGUUGCUUCAGGACUUGAGGUGACACAGGUCCCAAGCCUUGAUGAAGAUUGCUGGCCCGCGGGCCGACCCGCAUACCCGCUGCUAUAGGGCGGGUCGGGAUUGGUCAUAGGUUUCAGAGACCGCAGCCCGCCGCGGUACGACCCGCAGAGACUCGAAUGAAACUGAGCCCGCGACGGGGCGGGUCAUUUGGUUGCGGGAGAGCCCAAAUGCCAUCACUAAUAAUAAGAAUCAAAAAGUUAGUUCUGGUCAACGUAAAAACAAUGUCUAUGGAUUACAUGAAUCCGAAGAUAAAGACAUAAAAUAAACAACCCAAAAGUUAGAAGAAAUAGUAUGGAAAGAAGACAGGAGCUUCCUGCUUUAGUAACCACCGACAAGCAACCCAACAUACAUUUGCGACUUCAUAGAAACUGGGUGUCUAAACUAGUCAGUAGAUCUGUCGACACUCGCCUUUAGAUACACUACAUACAUCGUAAUCUGAUUUCCGAAAACGUAACCAUCUCACAAGUCUGAAACCCACACACCUCUUCACAAUCAUCCCAUAUGUGAGAUGAAGCCACAACAGAAAGGAAACACAACGGCAUCAGAUACCUUCACAUCAACUAAUACAUACCCAAUAACCUGAUGACUAACGAACAGAAAUGGGCAUCUUCUAUGUCAUCCUCUAAAUCUUAAAUCCUAAAUCCUUGGAUAAAUCCUAAUCCCUUGGAUAAAUUCUAAUCCCGUAGAUAAAUCCUAAACUCUAAAUAAAAAACACUAAACACUAAAACCAUAAACCCUAAAUCCUAAAUCCUAAAUCCUAAACCCUAAACCCUUAAGUGUUUUAGUGUUUAGUGAUUUUGAUUUAGAGUUUAGCAUGUAUCCAAGGGUUUAGGGUAGGAUUUAAGGUUUAUGAAUUAUGAUUUAGAGUUUAGUGUUUUGCUGACGAUGUUAAAAAUAUUUUUUUUUGUAAUUACUACUAUUUAUUUAUUUAUUUUACCUUUUAAUUUUAAAAUUAUAAUAUAUUUUGACAAUAUUUUGUUUUUUUUUUUUAAAUAUCAAAUAUGAAAUAACACAAUCCUAUCGGUUGGUGAACCUAAAAGUUCACUAUAGGGAGUGAACCCAAAAAUAAGUCACAGUAUACACUAUAUGAUUUUAUAUCCAUUAAAGAAUCAAAGGGAAAAGGCACAAUACCAAAUCUUAAUGCAUCAAACCCAAAAAUAAACAAAUACACUAUUGUUUUAUGAGUUUUAUUUCCUAAAAAUUAGGAAAAUAAUUUUUUUAACUCAAAUAAAACCCCAGAAAAACAAACGCAGUAUAUUUAAUAAGAGAUCAGAAAAUAUAUUUUAUUUAAAUUCUUUUGUUAAAAAGAAAAAGUUGUAUUUAAAUGCUACUUGAGAAGCGUGUGAAAAUCACGAAGAUCAAAUAGUGGUGAAAUAGCGCGUGAAAAACAAAGAAUACAGAAAAAGCCUAGAGAUGUGCCAUACCAAAUUAUAAAUGGCGGCAAAUUCUAGGUUGUUUCCCACGUUACUUCUAGCUGUAAAAUGGUAAGAUUUUUUAACUAGUAUAUACAGUGUGUACUUAUUUUCAACAGAUAUUUUCUCUAAAUUGUUUUAACAAAUAUAUUUUAAAUAAAAAGUUUCCUAAAUAAAUAUAUAUACUUCUAUAAAUAAGUUUAUUUGUUUUCUACUUUAGAAAACAAUAUAAUGAACUGUACAAUACAGUGUAUUCAAAAAUUUGAAUAUAUCAGUUUAAGGAAGUUUCUUUAAAUUUGCUAACAGUUGGUGAACUCAUUUAAGUAAAAAACAUUAGUACGUGCACUCUCUACAAAUCAUCAUUAAUUAGUCAUACUGUCAUACAUGUCGGUCAAAGCUAGUGGAAUGAUAACAACUAGUAAAACAGAUUCUAAAAAUUUGUAGAGAAGAGGUAACUUAUUAUUAUUAUAAUAAAAUUAGUGACGAAAUGAGAAGAAAAAAACACCAGGACCGGGUAUCUUGGGGGUCACGUGACAUGAAUAGGUAAGGCUCGAGAUUGAUAGCACGCGCUGACUCAGCACAUACCAUAGGCAACAAGAAGAGGCCAAAUAUCAUAUAUUGACACGUGUCACCAUUUAACUUGCUCUCAUGAAUGCGGCGUCCAGUAAUUUUAAACAAUUUUCUUAUUCCGCAACUACCCUUGGAUGUUGGCGAAUAAUAUCAGAACUGCCAUCGGUGGAGGAGCGGAAAAGGAAUAGAAAAUAAAAGAAAGUUAAUACAAGAGAUACCAUAACUUUUAUUAUUAAAAAUGAAUAAUAUCUCUCCUCCUGAUCCUAUAAAUGAGGAUUCUGAGGAGUGAGCUUGAGAAGCCUUCUGCACACCCUCAGCAAAAUCAGUGUGUUUCAAAACGAGUUUCUCUCUCACCUACCAAAAUAUCAAACGAAAAAUCUUCAAUCUCUCCUCACUUUUAAAACCAUUUUAAAUUAAAUUCUCGUGAUAAAAUCUCUCACAAGAUUUUAUUUUAUUUUUGAUUCUCCAGUAAUCUCUUCUCAAACUUUUCAAGUUUUAAUCCCUUUCUUUUCGCUAUUUUUUUCAUUUUGAUGCGAAUAUAGAGAAUUAAAAAAAAAAAGAAUAUUGAUGGAGGAAUACAUGGAUCUUCGACCACUGAAGUACACAGAGCACAAAACAUCAGUCACUAAAUAUCUCUCCGGCGAAACUCGACCUGACUCUGUCAGAACCGUUCGUGUCUCUAUGACCGAUCCUUACGCAACCGAUUCAUCAAGUGACGAAGAAGAAGACUUCCUCUUCCCUCGCCGACGAGUCAAGAGGUUCGUCAACGAGAUCAAAGUCGAGCCAGGCUGCAACAACAUCAACAUCAACAUCACCGGAGUUUCCAUGAAGGAAAGGAAGAGACUCUCCGACGAAACUCAAUCUCCGGCGGCUUCGAACCGUCACCGUUCUCUCAAAGUCUCAGUCUCCUCCGGCCAAAAUGGGAGGAAGUUCCGCGGCGUUAGACAACGGCCGUGGGGGAAAUGGGCGGCGGAGAUUCGAGAUCCGGAGCAGCGCCGGAGGAUUUGGCUUGGUACUUUUGAGACGGCGGAGGAAGCUGCUGUGGUUUAUGAUAACGCUGCUAUUAGACUCCGUGGACCGGACGCUUUAACCAAUUUCUCCGUACCGCCUCAAUCUCAAGAAGAUGAAUCAGAACCGGAGCAACCGGUUAUUGAUAAACCGGAAAGCAUCAUUACAACAACAACAACAACAACAUCAAGUUCUGAAUCAACCGAAGAUUUUCAACAUAUUUCGUCUCCUACAUCCGUUCUCAAUCUCCAAUCAUCCGAAGAGAUGCAACAAAUACAGCAGCCGUGUAAAUCAGCUAAACCGGAACCGGAGAGUUCAGAUGCACCAUGGUGGCAUACCCGGUUUAGUACCGGUUCAAGUGAAUCCGAUGAUUCGUUUCCAUUGGAUACCUCAUUUCUGGACAACUAUUUCAACGAAUCUCCACCGGAGAUUUCGAUAUUUGAUCAACCAAUGGGUCAAGUAUUUUCAGGAAAUGAUGAUAUCUUUGGUGAUAUGUUCUUGGGUGGUCAAAGUAGUAUGAACAUUGACGAUGAGUUUACAUCUUCGAGUAUCAAAGACAUCGGCUCAAUGUUCAGUGAUUUUGAUGAUUCGUUAAUAUCAGAACUAUUAGUCGUUUAAUAUCAUGAGUGAGGAGACGCUAAGAGGAAAACCAUUAGCAAAUAUCUAUGAGGCUACUGAGAAAUUUUGAUGUUUUUUUUAUUAUUUAGUCAGCUUUUAUAAAUUUAAUAAUUUAGUUUUGUCAGGAGAUUGUAAAACAGUUUUGGAGAAAUAGUGGCAAAUUGUUAAUGCAUUUUGUUGUUAUUUAUUAAUUAAAUGUGUUAUUAGUUGCACGAACGUGUUUAAUUUGUAGACUCUAAUAUUUAUAGCAUUUGCAUUUAUUUAGUUUGUUAAUUAUUCAAUUUAGAAAAGCCAAAGUGGCAUUCUCUUUGUCAAUGUCUAACUGCGAGGCCCCAACUACGGUCGUGUCCAGUGAACUGAAGGGCUUUGUGUUUGGUCUGUUUUAAGUUUUCUUUCAAUCUAUAACAGAAGAGUGUUGAGUUUUUAUUUUUACCUUUCUAUGUUAGCGGUAAGAAUUUUAUUUCACAGAAAUAUACAUAUGCGGUUACACAGAAUUCUCCAGUUCGUUUCAUCAACGCAGGUACGGCGUCUGCGGAUGUGUUUUCAAUUAAAAUUUGUUCGUUUCAUCAACGCAGAUAUCUGAAUCUGUGUCCGAAUACAGCAUCCAGCGUUAGACUCCGAAAUAACCAGCGGUCGCGACUUUAAUUCUGCAUUUACUUAAUUUAUUUACCAUUUUGUCUUUAACUUAAUUCACUAGUUACCGAAAAAACAGAGACAGACACAAAUUCAGACUCAGACGCAGCCUGUUGCGGCAACAAAACCAACAACACUAUAGUAAUUAUAUGGUUUUAAAUAUUUAAGUGGUUUUGAUGAAGAUUUCUCAAAUGUACCAGUUUAGUUUUUGAUAAUUUGGUAAACAUUCAGAAAAGUUAGUCUCAAACUUAGAGAUUAAAUGUAUGGAUCACAUGCGACCAGGGUGUGUUUCCCUAUUAAGUAUUAACGGUGAUUUUAUUGUGUUGUGUAUCGUAAUCAUAUCGAGGGUUUAGUGUUUGGCGCCUCUAAUCAUAUUACGUUUGUGAAAGUGAUGUAAGUAAAAAUAUAUAUACAUAUAUAUAUAUAUAUGUAUAUCAUGAAGUCAAACUUAUGUAUUUAAAUAAAUUUUUAGACACAAAAUAAUAGAAGAUUGUUUGCUUUAAUAGUUAAAAAGGAAAGAAAGGUAGAGUGAUCUUCCAUCAUGUAAAAUAUUUGUCUCGUAAAAAUCAUAUAGAAUAAGAACUCAACAAAAAGCAUAUACGUAUAUACAUAUUAUUUAAUAUAUAAUAUAAUUGUGGCUCUAAAGAUACUAUUUUCUUUAUCUUGUUCUUGGUGGUGUUUUGUUCACAUUUUCUAUAUCUAUGUUACGCAAGAGUUAAAAAAAAGAUACUAUUUUCUUUUUAUAAAAAAAAUUAUCAGAAUCCUAUAAUCCUAACUUCACCUAUAAACUUGUGAUUCUUUUUUUUUUUUUGAAAAAAUUAACGUUUUUGAUAACCUUUCUAACAAAAUAUUUUAAGAGCAUUUCUAAGGUUUUGAAAUUUUCUACUAAACAUAAUUUGCUUAUAAAUAAGAAUUUUAAGAUUUUGGUGGCAGUUUUUGUUUUGGAUUUUUCAAAUACACCGGAUGGUUGAUUUUAUGGAAAUCGGAUUUAUCAACCAUUAAUGAAUCAAGAUGAAACAAAACUCCAAUUCCUUGUCACAAAUCGUAUUUAAUGAGUUCUCCUUGUUUUAUUUCUGACUGACAUAAGAAACUAAGACCAUGAUUCUUAAUUAGGGUUUUUAUCUUUGGUUAAGAGACGAUUUUUAGUUUUUUUUUAGAUUUUAACUAAGAAAAGCUAAAGUCUCUUAAAUAAGAGAUAUAAGAGCCGUCUCUUAGCUGAAAAGUAUAAAAAAACAAAAAAAAAACAAAAAAAAAUGUUAAAUCAUGAGUUAAAAACCCCCACUAAAAAACCGGAGUUAAGAACUCCCACUAAAAAACCGGAGUUAAUCAUGUCCUAAUGGUCUUGAAAGUUUGAGAUAAUAGCCCUAUGAAACGUAACAAAAAUGAGUUCUAGCUAACAACUAGAUAAACAAAUAUAAAAACACUUUAACAUGAAAAGAAGAGGGAACAAUAAUGAAAAACAAAAUUCAGGGAAAAAUGUUAAAGAAAUCUUUUAAUGAUCACAUUUUUUUGUUAGAUUGAAUUUAAAUUUGUAGACAACCCUUAAAAUGUCAAUUUCUAUUUUUUUUUUGCACCGACCGGUCUAUACUAGAUUUUGAUCCACGUUUGAAAAGCACAGAUUUAUUUUUGAAAUGAGUUUAUAUGUAAAAUAGUGUAUAAGUGUGGCAUAUUUAUCCGAAACCGAACCAAGCCGUACCAUACUGAAAAAUACAAAUCAAAAUUGAAUUGAAUAUCAUAAAUAACCGAGUGAAUCUUAUAUCUUUGAGAACCGAAAAACUGAAUCAAAAAACUAAAAUCGAACCGAUAACCAAAUGGGUACCUAAAUUUUUAAAAUACAAAUCAUAUACCUAUAAAUACUAAUUAUAUUUAAUUUCUAAAAAGCCAAAGAUCAUAAGAAAUUAUUUAUACUUAAUUUCUAAUAACCGUAUCAAUUUUAAUAAAAACCAAUAAAUUUAAAAAUCGCCAUUAACCUGUGAACCGAGACCGUUUGACCCGAAAAACCCAGAAAAUUUGAUAAUAUUUAUAAAAUUUUGAUUUAACUCUUUCAUAUACUUUAUAAUAGUAUAUAAAACUGAAUAAACUAUUUGAUUUGUUAUAUAUGGUAAAUUCAUUGUAUUUAUGUUAUGUAUUUUAAUUUAUAGGUUUUGUAAUGAUUAUUUUAACUUCACAUUUGUUAGUUUUGGUAUUAAAAUUAUUAUUAAACUGAGUAUAAUUAACUAUAAAUUUUAAACAUAAAUUAAUAAUUUGUUUGUCAAUGGAAAAAAACGUUUGUAUCCAACUUAUAUAUUUAAUAACGAUAUUAUGUUAGUAUUUUCUCAUAUUUUUAGGAGGGGUUAUUGGCAAAUGAAUUCUCAUCGACUUUGGAAAUUUUUAGAUUCUAUUGUUAUUGGUUCGUUGAUUUUAACAGUUUUACUAAAAUCACUUGUUAUUGAUUUCAGAAUUUUUAAAAUUCAUUAAAAUCUCUUGUUAUUUAAAAAAAUUAUUAAUGAUUUUCUAAUUCUAAAUAAAUCUAGUGUUAUUGAAAGAUGAUUUUUUUCUAUUUUUACUCAUAAGACAUAACUUUCAAAAUAUCAUGUGUAUCCAUGAAAUUUACACAUACAAGUAGUAUAUUUUAGCUGCGUCUAUUAUUUUAUUCAAGCCUUUUUUUUUGUCAACUUAUUCAAGCUUUUAGUCUCUUACUUUAUGCGUAUAAUACCCAAGUAUAUAUUGGGAGCUCCCACUCCACCCCUAAGCCUUUUAUUUCGAAUGAUCACACUUUCAUUACCCACAUGAAAUAAAUAUUAUCUGAUCGUUUAUUAUAAAAUAUAUCAAAAUAGUUGUAUAAUUAAAUUGUUUUCCUCAGUUGGUCAAAAAUGAAAACUGAUUCUAUCAAAUUGACAUGGUGAUCGUAAAUCUCCAUAUUAGGUUGUAUUUAAAAUCUAUGUAAAAAAAAUGUAUCUAAUCUAUUAAAACUAAAGUACAAAAAAAAAUAACUCUUCAAUCAAAUUAAAAAUUACAGAUUUUGCUACUAAAAUUAUAACUAUUCCUAGAUUUUAGCAUUAAUUGUUUCUUCAUAAUUUAAAGUAAGCAUAUAACAUACCUUAUUCUUUGUUGAAAAAAAAAACAUACCUUAUUCUUUUCUUACAAAUUAAUGCUAAAAAUAUUUUCUAGCAUAUUGGGAAAUAAAACCUGAAUUUUUAAUUUUAUAAACUUAUUCUUCAUCUUCUUAGAUAAAAUAUUAUCAAGCUUAAUACCAGAAUACAUAAAUACCAACUGUCUAUAAACAUUUUAAAAUAGUAAUUUUGAUAGUCUCAACAGUAUUUCCUAAAAUUAUCUAUCAAAACUUAACCUAUUAAAGAUUAUAUUAUAGAAAAAUAUUUAAAUGAUAUAAAACAGAUCUGAAAAAAACUCGGCAAAUUUUUCUAAAUUGAAUAAUAUAUAUCAAGUAUAUUCAAAAUAGUAUAUAAACACACAGAAAUCAUAACAAAAAUUGUCCAAGCUACUUAUGGACUAUGUCGACGAAGUUAUGUCUUACAAUUGUGGAGAUCAGGGUUACCUAAAAACCAAAAAUUAUCUAUCAAUAUUUCCUAAAACUAUCUAUCAAAAUUAAUUUUAUUAAAGAUUAUAAUAUAGAGAAAUAUUUAAAUGUUAUAAAAUGGAUCUAAAAAUAACUCGGCAACUUUUUCUAAACCAAAAAUAUAUAUCAAGUAUAUUCAAAACAUUAUAUAAAAACACACCGAAAUCAUAACAAAAAUCGUUCAAGCAACUUAUGGACCAUGUCAACAAAUUUUGUCUUACAAUGGUGGAGAUCAAAGUUACUUAGAACGAUUUAUCAAUAUUUUAUAAAACUAUCUAUUAACAUUUAACGUAUUAAAUAUUAUAU
Messenger RNA from Brassica rapa (field mustard), 10648 nucleotides. Its product is annotated as ethylene-responsive transcription factor CRF3. Gene Ontology annotation, molecular function: DNA binding; DNA-binding transcription factor activity. Gene Ontology annotation, biological process: regulation of DNA-templated transcription. The record is from RefSeq and is a predicted model, not a curated record. Lineage: Eukaryota; Viridiplantae; Streptophyta; Magnoliopsida; Brassicales; Brassicaceae.